Cladophialophora yegresii CBS 114405 is the source of this 741-nucleotide messenger RNA. RefSeq lists its product as uncharacterized. Lineage: Eukaryota; Fungi; Ascomycota; Eurotiomycetes; Chaetothyriales; Herpotrichiellaceae. The transcript has 3 exons. Bases 1 to 741 code for a protein of 246 amino acids. The record is from RefSeq and is a predicted model, not a curated record.
AUGCUGCACUCGCUUCUUCUCCUCACCAUCUCACUCUUUCUUGCGGUCGCUUACGCCUCUCCCCAGCAUCAAGCUGACUAUGAUAACCCACUCGCAAUCAGAGACGUUGUCACUGUGACGAGUACUCUGACUGCAACUGUCAUCGCUUCGACACUCGCUUCGACACUCACUUCGACCACAACAAGCUCGACCACGACCUACGCCACGCCUCUCACUCAGCCAACGUCGUGGCUCACCGUCACUGCCGCGCGGAGCGGCUCCGAGAUCCACCUCCUCCCAAUGAAUGCUGCAGGGCUGCGCUUCUGGUUGGGCGGCAACACCAUAUCGUACUGCCCUGAGCAAGUUGAGGAUCAGUAUGCUUGCCCGCCUGGCAACACCACAGUCCUUUCGGUCUGCAGCAUGGGCGUUCUUGUUCCUGGCGGCCAGCAAAUCUAUGUCACCCCAAGGGGCGAGCUGGGCUACACCCAGGCUCAUAGCAUAUCGAUGCCACCUGGAGCAGUCUCAUGUCCCUUCACUUAUACAAAGGCACCCGGAGCAUACAUUGGGCGUCUUUUGAUGUCAAUUGGAGCUCCUUUUGGGAUCACAGGUUUCAUGGCUUGUCCAACGCGAAGCAGAGGGAUCUACCAAGUGUUCGGCAACCUGAAGAAUGCAACGGUUCCACUGGGCAAUGUAUCUCAGUGUAUUGGCUUCGAUCCUCUGGCCGCGGAUGCUCCUGGUCCUGGUGCAUGGCAAUAUACUUGA